AUGGAAGAGCUAAGAAGAGAAAUAGCUCUCAAGGUGCAGGAGGCAGAGAAGCUUAAAAGAGAGAAUGAGGACAAAGACUCCUCCCUCAUCAUUUUGGAAAGCACGGUCGCAGUUCUCGACAUGGAAAAGGAGACGUUGCGUCGAGAACUGCAAGAGAAGGAAAACAGUCGAUCAGAAAUGAAAAAUGAACUAGACAAGAAAAAUGAGGACCUGAAGAAACUAAAAGAAGAGAACAGGAGGAAGCAGAAUAACAUUGAAAGUCUGCAGAAAGAAACCGAGGACCAGAACUUCCAGAUGAAUUGUUUGGAAGAUCAAUUGCAAGUCCUCACCGCUGAGAAAAAGUGGGACCAAGAAAAUGUGCAGCAGCUCGAACUAUGCAGGAAAGAAUUAGCUGACAAGAAGAGGGAGUUGGAGGAUGUUAAAGCACACAACCUCCAGAGGGACAGUGAGAUCCUGCGCCUGGAGAAUGAGCUCUCUCUGAACCAAAAGAAGGUCCUCAGCUUAACGAAAGCAACCGAAAGUAUUGUAGCACAAAGGGCGAAUGGAGAGAUCAAUGAAAUGACGAGGACAGUCCAACUAGAAUUCGAGCUUGCUGAGAUGAAGGAGGAACUAGAGACGAUGGAGUUUGAAAAGAUGGAGGCCAUCUUGGAAAUUCAAAAACUCCAAGAAGAGGCCUUGGCCAAGGAUACAAAAUUCAGAUCCUUGGAUAUGAAAGGGCUUGAUAUGAUUAGCAAGGCGAAGGACACUUUCUAUAAAGAGAAGACUGUGACUAAAAUAGCGCCGAAAAAACAGCCUGGAUCAGAGAAGAAAGUUAGAAAGGAAAGUUCUCAGGAUAAACCUCGAUGUCUGAGAAAGCCCCAGGUCAACUGCAAAGCCCUCUACCAACAAAUGGACGACAUCGAGGAAGAGAUUAGCCAGAUCAGAGCGUCACAACGACGUUCAACUGCCAACAGGAGACACUCAAAAGCCCCAGCGAAACUUCCUUCAGUUACAAAGCCUCUAAAAAGAGACCAAAUACAUCAGAGGCUGAGGAUGGAAUCUGCAGCUAACCUCCGAAGACUGGAGCGAGAUGCUGCAAUGGUAAGAAAUCUCUACAAGGGCAACUACGUCACUUAA
Messenger RNA from Macrobrachium nipponense, 1116 nucleotides. Its product is annotated as testis-specific gene 10 protein-like. The record is from RefSeq and is a predicted model, not a curated record. Lineage: Eukaryota; Metazoa; Arthropoda; Malacostraca; Decapoda; Palaemonidae. The transcript has a single exon. Bases 1 to 1116 code for a protein of 371 amino acids.